Messenger RNA from Funneliformis caledonium, 1248 nucleotides. Lineage: Eukaryota; Fungi; Glomeromycota; Glomeromycetes; Glomerales; Glomeraceae. The record is from the annotation of a GenBank genome assembly.
AUGACGACAAACGGAAUUAAAGAAAAUGGUGUCAAGAAAACGAAUAACCCAUAUAUGCCACGAUAUGAAGAUUUACUGAGUCGAGUCAGUAACUUCUCUAUCAUCGAAUCAACUCUUCGAGAGGGUGAACAAUUUGCCAAUGCUUUUUUCGAUACUGCUAAAAAGAUUGAAAUCGCCAAAGCAUUAGAUGAUUUUGGAGUUGAAUAUAUUGAAUUAACAUCGCCAGCUGCAUCAGACCAAUCAAGACAGGAUUGUUCGGCAAUUUGCAACCUAGGAUUGAAAGCCAAGAUUUUAACCCAUAUAAGAUGUCAUAUGGAUGAUGCUCGAAUUGCGGUUGAAACUGGUGUUGAUGGUGUUGAUGUUGUUAUUGGUACAUCAUCAUAUCUUCGCGAGUUUUCUCACGGAAAAGAUAUGGAUUAUAUCACCAAACAAGCUACCGAAGUUAUAAAUUUUGUUAAAUCUAAGGGAAUUGAAGUUCGAUUUUCAUCCGAAGAUUCGUUCCGUAGUGAUUUAGUUGACCUAUUAAGUAUUUAUCGCACAGUGGAUAAAUUGGGAGUAAAUCGCGUUGGUAUUGCUGACACAGUUGGUUGCGCAAAUCCAAGACAAGUUUACGAAUUGGUCAGAACACUUCGUGGAGUUGUGUCUUGUGACAUUGAAUGUCAUUUUCACAAUGAUACCGGAUGUGCUAUUGCAAAUGCUUAUGCUGCUCUCGAAGCUGGUGCGACUCAUAUCGAUACUUCGGUUCUCGGUAUCGGUGAGCGUAACGGUAUUACUUCUCUUGGUGGAUUAUGUGCUCGUAUGUACACUGCUAAUAAGGAUUAUAUCAAAACCAAAUAUAAGCUUCACAUGCUUCGCGAUCUUGAAAAUUUGGUCGCUGACGCAGUCAGUGUCCAAGUUCCAUUUAAUAAUUAUAUUACCGGUUAUUGCGCAUUCACACACAAGGCUGGUAUUCAUGCUAAAGCCAUUUUAAAUAAUCCAAGUACAUAUGAAAUCUUGAAACCAGAAGAUUUCGGGUAUGUAUCCAUUGGCCAUCGGCUAACGGGUUGGAAUGCUGUUAAGAAUCGUGUUGAACAAUUAGGCCUCACUCUUACUGAUGAUCAAGUUAAAAAGAUUACUGCUAAAAUUAAGGAAUUGGCAGACAUUCGUCCGCAAAGUAUGGAGGAUGUUGAUAAUCUAUUACGAGAUUAUCAUUAUGCUGUUACUUCGGGGGAUCUAUCACAAGUUGAAAGUGUUUUAUCUACAAAUUAA